UAAUUCUUAGUUUGUUUCAAAAAUGCACAUUGCUUGGUUUAAUGAUCUAAAUUUGGCCUUCGUUGUGGUGCAAGCGUCCACCCACUUUGAUGUGAUAGCUCGAUCAAACUCAGCAUAUAUGUGUAUGUGAGCACGUGUGAGCAUGUGUGUGUGAGAAAGCGUACCAGAGUGGGAGUUAUCUGCAACGUUGCCUCCUCAGCCAUUGCUCAGCAUCUUAUCUCACAUAGAUUCUUCUCUUACCUGUUCUCCAGCUAGAGUUCAGGCCUUCAGGACUGCAUGAACAUGACUGACAAAUGUAUGUCAUACCCCUCGGUGUUUGUAGUGGACAGCGGUACCAACUUACCCCCGCCGCUUCCCCCUAAACCAGGAUUAACACGGAUGAAGACCCGGAGGAACCUCCUGGUCCAGAAAACGCUCAUUGUGCUGGUGCUCCUGUCUUUCUGUGGCUUAGCAGUGGAGGGUUAUUUCAUCUACAAGCUUCACCAGGCUAACAGCAACUCUACAUCUAAUGGUGAUCAGCCCAAGACUGCAGCACAGAAAGGAGACCAUAUAAACCCAAUACCUGUCACCAGGAAGCCAAAGCCACCGACAAUCCUGCCGCCGCCAAAACCUCUGGCACAUCUGGCAGCUCUUAAUAAACCUGAAAAUGAAGGAAUCAUGAAAUGGAAUGACGAUGGACAGUCCCUCCUUUAUAAGCUUGAAUACAGAGAUGGAAAGCUGAUCAUUCAGGAAGAGGGCUACUACUAUGUGUAUUCUAAGCUUACCUACGGUGCAGAAGGCCAUUUUUCCCAAGCGGUGGAAAAGAACACAACACGCUACCUGGGAGGUUCCAUCAAGCUCCUUGAAUACCGAAGACACGAUUUAAACUCGGCCAACAAGGGUAGUAUGAGGAACAGCUACCUUGGUGGGGUCUUCCAUCUGUACAAGGGUGAUGCUGUUUUUGUUCAUGUGAAGAAAGGCUCUUCGGUGAAUCUGUCUAAUGCAGCUAACAACUUUUUCGGCAUGUUUAUGCUGUAGAAUGAAUUUACAGUAGAUAUGUAUUUAUAACCAUAGGUGCCAUCUUCAUGGGUGCUCUGGAGUUUAAGAAAUCCUGAUGUUUAGGAAUUUAAAUAUUCCAUCCAAAAAAGUAACACACUCUAAUAUUUUAUUCGAUUGCCUUUAGCAUUGAUUACAGCAUGCAGCGUAGUGACCACAAUUUAAAUUCCAUCAGGGAAGAAAAACUCCAUAGAUGUGUUAAUUUGGUCAUUCAGUACAUUCAGGUCAUCAGCUGAUUUCUACGUUAAAUGUUUUUCAUGAUGUAACUUCAUAAAGGGUUUAAGUAAUCUUCGACCCAACUUCUUCUGCAAAAUUGGUGGUUCAGCACAGUCCUUCCAGUUAAAAAAAUAGUUCUUAUGACAGUUCUUAUGCCAAAUUUAGUACUUUAAGUGUUUUUAUUUGUUUGAUCAAGGCCAAAAAUUUUACUAUUGAAAUGAAGACUUUAUUUGGGGAGGCAGUGUACAUUAGGCUUUUGUUUUUGGUCAGGCUUUUGAAUCAUCAGGUAGACCUAAUGUUCUGUUAAACCUGGGGAAAUUCCCAAAACAGAACAGUGUAGAUUAAUUUGGUUUUUGGAAACACUUUUCAAUUUUUCAGCACAACAAGUAGCAGAACAAGGCUCGAGUCGUGUAACUUUACAUAGUGUUAAUCAAGAUUGCAAACACUUCUCUAACUGAAAAUCUCUAAAACAACCUACUGUACUGUACAAUAUUGUUCAAUUUUUACACUUUUUAUUGAUUAUCAGUCACCAAAAAUGAAAACAGCUCAAACCUAUAGGACAUGCAUACACUGUAUAGACUUAAUAUAUACCACUAGAUAAGAUCAUUAGCUUAUCCAGCAAUCUAAAGUACAUAAACUACAGUAUGUACUUAAAGCACAUAAAUACGUAAAGUACAUUUACAUGUACAUAAAAUAUUACAAAGAGUGCAAGAUCACCAUUCAGCGAGUAUGCAUUGACUGGAGAAAUAUAGUUAGAUUGAUUGGUUAGAAAAAUGUGAAUCAAAAGUAUGUGUACAGUAGAGCUAAACUGUUUUAAUGGCUGCAGAUAGUAUAUGAAAAGUCACAAAUUUUGCAAAAUUGGCAAAAAAGCACUCAUUAUCAUGGCACCUAUGCUUAUAAAAAUAUCGUUACCACAUUAAUAAUAAAUUUCAACUGAUCACGUAAGACCAUUCAUGGAAACCUUUUUUUUUUUUUUGGUAAUCAGAGGUGCAAUAAAUAAAAUGUUCAGACACAAAUGUGUUAAAACUUUUUAUCAGAGCUUUCGGGUCGAAUUAAUUUGUAGCACUUUGAUUUUUGCUUAAAAUAUAAAGUGCAUCAUAAAUAAAAUGUAUUAUUACUAUGAAUAUUAUUAUGAAUAUUAUUAUUAUUAUUACAAACGUCUACACACCUGGAUUGUUUGUAGUCAAGCUGAUAGUCACAUGAUCAGAUCACAGGUAGCAUCACCACCGAAACCUGACAGUUCUAAAUAUUUUAUUUUUUGUACCUUUUUGUUUAAAACAUUAGGCAGAAAAACAAAAGUAAUUUUAAUGUUGGUUUAAUGUUUACCUGCAACUUUGUGGUUUAAAUGUAUAGUUUUGAGCAUACAACAUUCUGCGCACCCUUUUAACACCAUGUCUAAAUAAAAAUAAAGAUGUUUAGUUUGGUUAUGCAUUUAAAUGUAUAUAUUUGUGACUUUCGCAUAAAGGUAAAACAUUCUGAUAAAGUACAAUCAUUGCACUUACUUAAUUCAAU
Messenger RNA from Clarias gariepinus (North African catfish), 2763 nucleotides. Its product is annotated as tumor necrosis factor ligand superfamily member 14-like. Gene Ontology annotation, molecular function: tumor necrosis factor receptor binding. The coding region runs from base 277 to 1017 and encodes 246 amino acids. Gene Ontology annotation, cellular component: membrane. The transcript is spliced from 4 exons. The record is from RefSeq and is a predicted model, not a curated record. NCBI's taxonomy places the organism in Eukaryota, Metazoa, Chordata, Actinopteri, Siluriformes, Clariidae. Gene Ontology annotation, biological process: immune response.